UCUAAAACGAAUUUGGGUUCAACAAUAUUGCAGCUUGCCAAAACAGGCCCGGCCGCCCACGGGGACGAUAAAUUUCGCUCGGAGUGCGGAGGGGUGGUCACUUCCGGUUUCAGCCCAUCGGCCAGUGCAGCUAAAGGGAUAACCGGUGAUGAAGCCAUAUAGGGUUUCACAGAGGUGGUCUCUUUUCUCCCACCAUCUCUUCAAAGGCCACAGGGUUCAGUCCCAUUAUUUGCGCAUCGACAAUCUAGCCAGGAAACUCCAUUCGGCUCGGUCCUCCAUAGGUGGCGGUGGCAAUGGCAAUGGCGAAGGGAACUUUUUUCUGGUGCCGGGUGCUACGGUGGCAACUCUUCUUAUGCUUGGUUUUCUUCAUGCUCGCCGCCUCUACGAAGACAAGAAGGUUGAUGAUGUGAAGGAGAAAGGUAUUGAACUUGAGUUUUCACCCGAUGUAAAGGCUACUUUUCUGAGGCUGUUGCCAUUGCGAUCUAUCUCUCGCGUUUGGGGUUAUCUUGCAAGUUUGGACAUUCCGGUACGGCUUCGUCCUUCUAUCUAUAAAGCUUGGGCACGGGCAUUUCAUGCAGAUUUGGAGGAAGCUGCCUUACCACUUGAAGAGUACACUUCUCUGCAGGAUUUUUUCAUCCGGAGUCUUAAAAGCGGUUCACGCCCAAUUGAUCCAGAUUCAAACUGCCUGGUUAGUCCUGUGGAUGGCACAGUUUUGAGACAUGGAGAGCUUAGUGGACCGGGGGCAUUGAUUGAGCAAGUCAAAGGCUUUUCUUAUUCAGCUUAUUCUCUUCUCGGGGCAACUACAUUUCUUCAUGAGAUAGUUGAUAUGGAUGCACUGGAAGAACAUUCAGAACACAGCUCAGCUGAAGAACUGCACAAAAAAUCGUGGUGGCGGAUAUCAUUGGCCUCACCUAAAAUUCGGCAUCCAAUUUCAGCGCGCCCCAGGAAAGGUGUAUAUUACUGCGUUUUAUAUUUAAGCCUUGGUGACUAUCAUCGAGUGCACUCUCCUGUUGAUUGGCAAGUGCUUCUUCGUCGUCAUUUCUCAGGUCGUCUAUUCCCUUUGAAUAAACGGGCAACUCGAACAAUUAGAAACCUUCACAUUGAAAAUGAGAGGGUGAUUCUUGAGGGUCGAUGGAGAGAAGGAUUUAUGGCAAUGGCAGCAAUUGGUGCAACCAAUAUUGGUUCCAUCAAACUUUACAUAGAGCCGGAACUGAAGACUAACAGGCCCAAGCGACAAAUACUGCAUACAGAACCUCCGGAUGAGAAAAUAUAUGAACCUGAAGGAGUUGGAUUGAUGAUUAAGAAGGGUGAAGAGGUGGCAGCAUUCAACAUGGGUUCAACCGUGGUUCUGGUGUUUCAAGCACCCGUUUCAGAUUUCCACUUCUGUAUUCGUAGUGGUGAUAGGAUUAAAGCUGGAGAAGCCAUUGGUAGAUGGACUGGAUCUUAGUCUCAUUAUUCUGGAUUGUGAGGUAAUUUUUUUUGUUUUGACGCUCUCCUUACUCUCAAGACGCAUAAGACAUGGAAUUCUGUAAAAACUGCGUCUAAAAUAUUCAAAUAUAACCACAUCGGCUGCACUUUCAGCGAUUCGUAACGGAAUCUAUUUAUUUAUGAUAUUUUCUCAGGCUGUUUUUGUUAA
This is a messenger RNA of Phalaenopsis equestris, 1636 nucleotides long. RefSeq names its product phosphatidylserine decarboxylase proenzyme 1, mitochondrial. Bases 149 to 1447 code for a protein of 432 amino acids. The transcript is spliced from 11 exons. NCBI's taxonomy places the organism in Eukaryota, Viridiplantae, Streptophyta, Magnoliopsida, Asparagales, Orchidaceae. Gene Ontology annotation, biological process: phosphatidylethanolamine biosynthetic process. Gene Ontology annotation, cellular component: mitochondrion. Gene Ontology annotation, molecular function: phosphatidylserine decarboxylase activity. The record is from RefSeq and is a predicted model, not a curated record.